Molecule: messenger RNA, 450 nt
Organism: Fraxinus pennsylvanica
Lineage: Eukaryota; Viridiplantae; Streptophyta; Magnoliopsida; Lamiales; Oleaceae
Source: the annotation of a GenBank genome assembly
AUGGAUUGUAGCCAAAAGGAAGAGUCUUCGUUAUCUGACGGUAUAAUCGAGGUUGAAAUCAAGAGGAUUUGUGCUGAUUGUAAGACCACAAAAACCCCUUUGUGGAGGAGUGGUCCUUCUGGCCCCAAGACACUGUGUAAUGCUUGUGGGAUUAGACAGAGAAAGAAAAGGAGUCCUUUUGUGGGAUUGGACAGGCCAAUAGGCAGAGAGAGGAAAAAGGAGAAUCCCACCACCAACUCGGCCGCCGCAGCGGCAGCCACCAUUUCCACCAAGAAUGGUGGUAAAAAGGGUAAAAUUGGAAAAUCAAAGGAUGUGAUGAAAGUAAAUGUGUUGUAUUUGCAGAGGCAGAGGUCACCAAUGAAGAGGCAGAGGAUUCCAAGGCAAUGGGGUGAGGUAGAGAGGGCUGCUCUGAUUUUAAUGGCUCUGUCUCGUGGUGCUGUUUUUGCUUGA